UCUCUCUGUCAAAGACAGCAGUAAAUGCAAUACGGAGUAAUGCAGGAUAAGUAUACAAAUGUAAAAAAUAUUUAGAUUUUACUCAUUAUUAGAAUUCAAGUUCGCGCCAGCCUAUGGGCAAAAGUUCUAAUGCAGUCUUUCCCCUAGAGUUUUCUGCACUUUUCAUCACCUGAUGACAUUCUAUAGAAAGAAAUACUUAUCCAAAUGUUUCAUAAGGAUGUCAUUUCAUUCUGCUUUGCUUAUUCCUCUAGGUGCAGUGCCUGGACAGAAUGUCCGAACCACAAGAUAAAGUUGACGUAGGUAGCUUGAAAGACACAUUCCUGGAGUGUCCAGUGUGUGUGGAACAUUUCAACCAGACAGACCGACGUCCUCGUCUCCUACACUCCUGCCUCCAUGCCUUCUGUACACAGUGUCUACAGCAGCUUCUAAAAAAGGAGGGAAGAGGCAAAAUCACAUGUCCUCUUUGUCGUAAGGUUGCAAAAGUUACCGGAAAUGCUGAUACACUAGAAGUGGAUAGUCUCAGAGACAAACUGGUGGAGUUCCUGCAAAUCAAGCAAGAUAAGAAGGUCCUCUGCAGUGAGUGUCUAGAGAAGACAGCGGCAGUGUCACGAUGUGAAGAGUGUCAGAGCUAUCUGUGUAAGGAAUGUGACUUUGUUCACAGACGUCACCGGGUUAGCAGAGACCACUCGAUACUUUCUUUAAAUGAUGUUCUGAAUCAACCAAUACAAAGUUUUGGAAAAGGUCAUUUUUGCCCCAACCAUCCCAAACAUCAUCUCGAGUUCUACUGUGCAACAGAGGAGAAACUAUGUUGUGUUUCCUGUACAGUGUUAGACCACAGGGAUCAUGAGCUACAAAAACUAGAGGAAGCUGCCGCAACAAGGAAAGAAGAAUUAGACACAAAGAUUAAGCAGGUUCAUGCUCAUGCAAAUCGUCUGAGAGAGGAAAGGAAAGAUGGAACUCAAGAGCUAAAGUUUAUUGAAGAAGCUAAGGCAAGAUCUAUUUUGGAUAUCAACAGAAUAUUUGAUGACCUGCAACAGAGGUUGGACAAUCGUAAACGUAAACUGAUUGAAAAUGUCCAGCGAAACAGUAGCAGUCUGUCUUCGGUUAUCAACAAGACGAUGGCAUCUCAUGAACAAACUCUGGCUAUGAUUGAGUCUACAGACACAUAUUUUGCACAAGCUAAGCAGAAAGCUGAUGCUGUGGAGAUGUUGGAAAUAUAUCCAUCAAUCAAGAGAAGCAUUGAUAGUUUAUCAGUACCACGUCAGAGUUCCAGAACAAGCAAUGAAGAUCCAUACAACCUACAGUUCAAGCCAACGAAGUCUGAAGAUAUACACUGUUUGAUAGGAGAAUUUGGAACAUUUACUAAACUGCCCAAAAGAAUCUUCACAGAAGAUCAAGCACCAACGCAUCUGGACAGCCAAACGCCGUUGCAAGAGAUCUUUGAGGGUGCCACGCCUACAGAAGCAGCUGCAGAUGUGCGUCCAGUAUAUUCCACAACAAGCGAACUUACGUUACAGACAGCCGUGGACAUGGCUGGGCACAUCCAGCUGCCUGCACACUGGAGUCCAAUGACUGAGGAACAGUUUGUGAGCGAAGUACAGCUUAAACCUGAAGAUAAAGAAUACAAGUUGGUUGCUAGACAGUUCAAUACAGGCGUGAAGAAUCGAUAUACCAUUGUCGAGAUCAAGAGAAUCCAGAACCGCACACUGUAUACCCAGUAUGUGAUGCUCCUGCACCAGAUGGCAACACAGAACCCGGGUAUGGAUGUUGAGAGACACCUAUGGCACGGAACAAAUGAAGAUGCUGUGACCAGUAUCAAUAUCCAUGGUUUCAGUCGCAGCUAUGUAAAAGUCCAUCUCUAUGGAAAGGGGACAUAUUUUGCUGUCAGUCCCAGCUACACCACCUCCAGUUCCUGUCUUCCAAAUGAAGAUGGUAUCAAGCACCUCUAUUACGCAUCCGUCCUCACUGGACACUUCACUGAAGGAAAACAUGACAUGGUAGCUCCCCCGCCUAGAGGCCUCGAAGACCCAAAUGUCCUGUACAACAGUUUGGUGAACAACGUGGAUAAUCCCCGUAUGUUCGUGGUGUUCAACGACGUCCAGGCCUAUCCCAAGUACCUCAUCACUGUUCGGAAGUAAAGAAGAACAGGGAAACAGUGUGAAGAAUGUGACCAUCUAUUGUUUGAAUUUGUGUCUACUAUCAUAACCAUUACAAUCUAACCAAAUGUAUUUACUUAGCUAAUUAUCAAUACACUGCAACUCGUUCCACUUCCGUUUGGAAUGUUUUGGUUUUAGAGGUGUUUUUAACUUGACAUGCAUCAUCAAAAGUAUUGAUAAUAAAAACAUAGUUAUAACCUUUAUUUCUCACAAACCAAUGAUAUAUAUCAUCAAUGCCCCCAGAUUCGACGACACGCAAUCCCCCAUGUCACCUAGCCUGAACACCCGAUCCAUUUAACCAGUUCGAACAGCAAGCACCGGGGAUAUAUUCUCCACUGCAAUACAGUGAUUCCAGCUGUUAAUGUGCAUGUCACAGGUCCACAUAUGAUUAUGCUCUACAUAUUUGAAUAUAGUUUAUGGGAUUAUGUUAACAUGAACCAUGCUUCAUUCAGACUGUUUGACAAUUAACAUCAUCAUGAUCAGUAUACAGAUAAGUUCAUACAGUUGCGAAAUUACACAAAGAUUUUAACAACAAUGAAAUAUCCAGGAAGGCAUCUAGUUACUCGUGAAUUUUAACCAACAAUUUUCAUAUUGGUUUCGGUUGACUACAAGGACGAUGUUGAUUAGCUUAUGAAUAUUUGCUUGAAACAGAUGCGUUUUUUUUUAUGGGUUUCUUAUAACACAGUAUCAAAUCUGAAAUCUGAUUGAUUUAUUGCAUGUUGUUUUGCACUGAUCUGUAAAAUAAGUUGUGAACAAUAAGUUCCAAAUAAUUUCUUGCUAGGUUUUUUAAAUGGAUAGAAAACUUCGAAUAUGUUCUUUUACUCUUAUCCAUUUGGCGGUUUGCUUCACAUUGUGAUAAUUACCGUAAUGAUUUAAUGUCCAUAUUAACAGAUUGUACAGAUGUGUAGUUUGUUCUGCUUGUUGUAUGGUUAUGGUAUUGUCAAUUGAAUAUGGAAUACACACAUAUUCUGGUAGCAAGAGGACAUACUUACUCACUAACUGCUUCUGAAGUUUGACCUACUCAAUACUGCUAUGAAGAAAGCGUCUUUGAAAGAAGAUUAAACCAGAUCAUCUUCUUAUGACGAAAAAGCAAAGGUAUAUCCCGCUCCUCAUAACUUAGAUAAUGUAAACAUAUUAGAACAAAUGAAACAAGAACCAACAAUGUUCAAGAUUGCCUGGGCAGCUUUAAAACAUAUUACAGAACCUCGAUCAUGCAUUUGGACUUUCAGCUUACCGCUUACAUGUCAUAAUAGGCUCAUAUACAUGUACCCUUUUAAGAGAUUAAAGUAUGACAAAAGUAAACAGAAAGUGAGACUAUAUUAUGUUGUUCUGAAAAUCUAGAAUUUGUUUUGAUAAUCCACUAACUGGCCAAAAGUUCCAGUUUAAUAUGGAGUAACAUUCCAACGCCGGAUGUAAAGGACAUAAAUGUCAAACUUUCUUUUUAUUAUGAGGUUUCUUCAUAAUUUAGGCUGCGGAACGCAUGUAUAUGAGUAUGUGCUUAUGGUUGGAUACAACGAUACGUUAUUGAUAGUAUAUCGAGAGAUAAAUAUAUACUGGUUUUUUUUUUAGUUUUAGAAGUACAUCAUUGGAAUUUUAUAUUUAGAUAUCUUGUGUUUGUCUUAAAGUCUUAUAGUUUAUGGCAAAUGUGGUGGAAUAAACAAUUAAUGAUAUAGUUUGUGUAUGUCCAAACACAUAUGUUUGUUUCAAAUGAUAUUCAUGUUGGCCUAGUUGAAUGUAAUAUUUAUAUAUCCUUGUUGACAUGCUUAUUUUCAACAAUCAGCUUCCAAUUUUCACAAAGACGAUAAAGUAAACCCUAACUUUAGAAGCGGGGAUAAAUUGAAGUUUUUUUGUUCACUUUAAUAUGCUCCUGGGGAAUUUAAACAUAAGAAAACAGUAGUAAACAGCAUACGUGUAUUCGAAUGUCAUUACCACAGUAAAUUACAGUCAUGGUAUUAAUAUCAACAAUUCGUCUCUUGUAAUGGAGCAAAACUGAUAGGCGAUCACAUCAACAACCUGGUGCAUGCAUAAAACAUGCAAAGCUAUCUGAUAAUGCUCUCUGUUAACAUUAUAUCUACCCCGAGAACAAAUGUGUGUUAUCGCGCUGUCCCAUUUCGAAAAUUUACCGGGGCAACUGGGAAACCAAAUCAAUGGGAGACCAAAGUUCAGACACUGUGAUGAAACAUAUAUGAAUUUCGGGGAAGGGGACUACCUGGGACAUACUUGAAAUACCUGUAACUCUUGAAAUGAAUGCGACCGACGGUCCGGUCCCUAGCCAGAAAUGCGACUCCCCCCACCCCCAACACCCAGUGGAAUUACUUACAUACUGGCAACUCUUGACCCCAGCAGUAGCAAUUCACAGAAUGACUAUAAUGUACUGUAAUGUUUGAAUGACAUUGUUAUAUAUUUGUUACAAAUGCUGCUCAAUAAACAGUGACAUGGAAUACACA
Molecule: messenger RNA, 4603 nt
Organism: Haliotis rufescens (red abalone)
Lineage: Eukaryota; Metazoa; Mollusca; Gastropoda; Lepetellida; Haliotidae
Product: protein PML-like
Exons: 6
Coding region: 270-2138 (622 amino acids)
Biological process (GO): negative regulation of gene expression
Cellular component (GO): cytoplasm; nucleus
Molecular function (GO): NAD+ poly-ADP-ribosyltransferase activity; zinc ion binding; transcription corepressor activity
Source: RefSeq, a predicted model, not a curated record